Messenger RNA from Laetiporus sulphureus 93-53, 1282 nucleotides. RefSeq lists its product as uncharacterized. The record is from RefSeq and is a predicted model, not a curated record. The coding region runs from base 158 to 1183 and encodes 341 amino acids. The transcript has a single exon. NCBI's taxonomy places the organism in Eukaryota, Fungi, Basidiomycota, Agaricomycetes, Polyporales, Laetiporaceae.
GCCGUGGUAGAGCCCGGCGUCCUUCAGUAGCGAUCAGUUGUCGCCAUAUAGCGAGGCCAGUCCUUCGUCUACCAUCUGGAGUUCAUCCUCCGCGGCGAGCAGGAAGUUGACGUCGCCCUUCGUCGGCUUCGCCCCGGACCAGGCGAUCCUCGCUACAAUGUCCGAGUCUCCGAAUAUGGCGGUGUCCCCCAUGUUGACCAUCUCGCCAUCGUUGACCAUCUCCCCCACCUUGACGAAUACUUCCGGCUCUCCAGUCCAUGGCGAGGCGACCCCAUACUACACUCCUCCCACUCGUCUGGAGGACAUCGACGUGGACGAGGACGCAGAUGGCGAGUCCGAUGAUGAGUCCGACGAUAGCGUCGACUUCAAUAUGGAUGCCGACGGCGAGUCUGACGACGAACAGUCCAACAAUACGGAUGCCUGUGCAUCGCAUGCUGCGACAUUGCAGCUUUUGCCGACACCUUCUGCCCCCAUCGAAGUCGAGAGGCCUGCAAGUAGCCAGCCUACCCCACUUCGUAAGAGGCGUGGCCGUCCGGCACGCUCCAGCUCGGCCCCUCUCCCACCAACUCUCCGUCUGUUAAAGCCAGCGACCGCCAACCUGCAUCCUCUUCCUGGGCGACCCUCCGUCCCGAGCAGCAGCAGGCGACACUCGAUGUCGUCUCCCACCGUGCAUGAGGAGAGUCCUGCACAUACGCAUGGCUCCUUGUCCGAAGCUAGAAUGGUUGGGCAGAAGUCGAAGCGAUCGCAGUUCGAGGAGGACAGUAGCGGCCUGGACGCCGAAGACGGGGACGGGGACGAUGAAUACGUCGACGACAUGAUGACCUGCAGUGACGAUGACGACUUUGAAGACCAGCUCGCGGAUGAUGACGAUGACGAGUACGUCGACGACGAGGUCAGUGCACCACCUGCGAAGCGAGCACGUUGCUCCCCAUCCACGUCGACGUCGACGGCAACGAGACCGCGGAAGACUAGGGGUCGGCGGCGCACAUCCUCAAAGGCGAAGAAGGCGACUUGCCCGGAGUGCAAGCAGACCUUCGUUCGACGCACCGACCUCACACGACACCAAAAGUCGAGCUCGUGUGCGAGAGUGGACGUCUGGUUCGCUUGCGACAGCGACCAAUGCUCGAGCCGCUUCAGGCGCAAGGACGCUCUGAAGCGACACGUGCACUCCGUCCACCGCUGACCAGGUUUUUAUCUUGUAUAUUUGGAUACUGUACACUUCAUCUUGCUACCGAUACCAUCUGUACGUCGAUAUCCGGACUGCAGGACUGUCUUGCAGGCA